This is a messenger RNA of Juglans microcarpa x Juglans regia, 670 nucleotides long. RefSeq names its product probable calcium-binding protein CML44. The coding region runs from base 74 to 553 and encodes 159 amino acids. NCBI's taxonomy places the organism in Eukaryota, Viridiplantae, Streptophyta, Magnoliopsida, Fagales, Juglandaceae. The transcript has a single exon. Gene Ontology annotation, molecular function: calcium ion binding. The record is from RefSeq and is a predicted model, not a curated record.
CAAAAUUACUCGAACAGCAAGCAUAUGUCGUUCUGCUUAUUCAUGUGUUCUUUUAUAUGGUGACUUUUUCAUCAUGUCUCCCCUCAACACCAAUGAUUUACGACAGAUUUUUGAAAAGCUUGACAAGAAUGGAGAUGGGCUCGUGAGCCUGGAGGAACUCAACUGGCUUCUCGAGAAAAUUGGCGUCAAAUUCAGCCUAGAGGAGCUCCAACCACUCGUGGGAAAACCCAGCCUCGAUUUCAACGAGUUCUUGUUCUUUUACGAUUCCAUAUCAUCAGAGAAGAACAAUAUUAACAUUAGCAGCAGUACUAGCGAAGUUGAUCCGGUGUCCGACAAAGAAAGCGACCUUGUCAAGGCAUUCGAAGUGUUCGAUUUAAACGGCGACGGCUUCAUUUCCAGCGAGGAGCUGCAGGACGUGUUGUCACGGCUGGGGCUUUGGGACGAGAGCAGCGGCCGAGAUUGCCGGGCUAUGAUUCAUGUUUACGACACCAACUUGGACGGCCAACUUGACUUCGAGGAAUUCAAGAACAUGAUGUUUCUUACCAUUUCUUGAUCAUUGAUCAUUUCGUACGUGUACUAUUACGUACUGAUCAUCAUACGCACGUUGUUCUUAUUAAUUUACUACUAUAUAUAUAUAUAUAUACGCGAUAUGUAUUAUGUACUUUCAAUU